UCGAGCUUGCGUGUAUGUGAAAAUUGCUUAAAGAUAAAACCUUCUGCAUUAUUACCCUUAUUUCAUCAGGAUUUUUUAAACGAAUCGUUAAUAUAGAAAACUUUCAAAAUUGUUACAUCAAAUAGGCAAAAGAUAAUCUCGAAUCGAUGAGUUAAAGAUAAUGUCAGAUGAUGUGUAUACACACUUACACAAAAUAUUUGGAAUACCUUGCCGGACGGCGACUAGAGAUGAUCUUAUUGUUUUGUGACAGCGUCGGUUGACAGAUUUUUUCCAAAAUAAUUUGAGUUCCGUGAAAACCAACGAUGGUUUUUAAAGUACUUUAAAUUAUAAAUUAUUGUAAAGUACGUCGAACUUUAGAAUAUCUGUAAAGUGAGAUGUGUGAAAUAUAGUAAUUUUAAUCCAAGCCAAAAAUGUUGAGCAGAAAUGUUUGAAUAAUUAUUAUUUUGACACUUUUAUUGUGACUUGCGGAAAAAAUAAAAUUAAGGGAUAAAGUUACAAAGUUACUUUUUUAAUAUGUAAAGCUAUCAUUCCUUCAAAGCUUUGAAAAAUAUCGUUCGGUGUAAUAAUUAGUAAUUGGAAGAAUUGAGAAAUUUAAUUUAAUCUAAAGCUGGUUUAAAAGCAAUAAAUGUUUAAACCUAAAGUCAUGGAGGAGGAAGACGAUCCUGUAGUUAAAGAGAUUCCUGUAUAUUUGUCAAAAAGACUUGAAGAUAAUCUUUUUAUUUUUCAAUAUCCUUUGAAAAGUGCCCAAGAUGGUUACGAUGAUGCUAUUGUAAAAAAUGCUGCAAUUAAAAUAGAAAAUCAAGAAGUCAAACUUGAUGUAAUGUUAGAUACUACAAGCAUAAAUUAUGAUGAAGAUAAAGCGGAAGAAAUAGCAGAUCUUUCAAAAGAUCAAGAAGAGAAAAUAUUUGAUGUUGAUAAAAUGGAUAAAAUAUCUUUGACUUCUAGUCGAGUGACAUCAAAAUAUGAAAAUUAUGCCAUUGGAGUUUUUCAAAAUAAUGAACUUCAUUUGACUCCUUUGAAGGGAUUUAUUCAGUUAAGACCAGAUUUCAGUUAUCUCGAUGACAUUGGUAAACCACCUAAAAGUUUUGGAAAAAAUGAUGCAGAUGGAAGUGAUGAUGAACUUCUAGAGCAUGAAGUGCAUGCGAAAUUUGCAAGACCAGUUCCAGAUUAUGUUCAGAAAAAAAGAGAACAAUCAUUUGAAACUCAUGCCAAAAAAAGUAUGGAAGAAACAUGGAUUCCUAGCGAAUACAUUUCUAAAAAAACUAAUAAAAAUCAUCAGAUUGAUUUGACUCGUAUGGAAAUGUUCUGUGAAGCAAGUGAUGAUUCUGUUAAUGAUUUUACUUUAACUAAAAAACAGUAUUUAGAUUUAAUAGCCCCACCAAUAAAAAAACCAGAAUAUGCGAAAGCUGAUGUUCCAAGUCCUAUUUCUACCCUUAGUUAUAUAAGAACGCGUCCUUUAAUUGAUCAAGUUCGCUUGUUAAUGAAAGAUGCAAAAAUUAUGUCCUUUGAACAGUUAAAAGCAUUAUUAUCGGCUGAACAUCAAACGACUGCAAUUUUAAGAUAUCUUCAACAAGUAGCUUACCUUGUCCAAGGAAACUGGGUUGUUAAUAGUGAAUUAAUAUAUCCUAAAGAUGCUGUAUCUUCACAUUCUGGUAUACCAGCUGAACUCAUGUGCAGGGCUAGAGAUUAUAUACUUCUCUGUUUCACUGAAAGCGAAUUCGUUGAUAGAAGAGCAGUCUCUUCAGUUGUAAAAAUGCCUGUUGAGGAAGUACGUGAAAUAUUAAAUAACUUGGCAAAACAUGUACCAAAAAAAGGCUGGAAGCUGAUAAUCAAUCCUAGUUUAGAUUUUGUCAAAAAGUAUCCAGAAGUUGCGCAUCGACAAGCCCUUUUUUGGGAAACUAGAGGCAAACAGUUACGUGAAAUAAUAGAAUCGCACCACAACACGCCGCAACGGAAGCGUCGAUGACAAUCGUAUUCUAGGCAGUGGCCUAAAGCAAUGCUGUCUAUUAAAAAAGAAAUCAAAGAAGAAUUCUAAAGAUAAAACCGAAAAAUCGAGAUUGUUUUUCAAGCUAUUAUCAAUUUUAACCUUUAUUAUUUGACAGAAUAAAUAAUAAAGAUGAAGAUUUAGAACAGAUUUUAGGGGUUUUAGCAGGCUAAUGUUAAAAUAAAUAUAUUGUAAUAUUUUUUGUAACAUUUUAAAGGGAUAUUUUUUAAUGCCGCGACUGAAUUGUAAAUUAAUACACUUGAACAUAAAACAAUGCUAAGUUCUCAAAUGUAAUAAUAAUGUAAUUAAUUUUUAUUCAAUAUAAACAACGUAAUAAUUUUAA
Messenger RNA from Trichogramma pretiosum, 2327 nucleotides. RefSeq names its product DNA-directed RNA polymerase III subunit RPC5-like (gene Polr3E). Gene Ontology annotation, cellular component: nucleus; RNA polymerase III complex. The transcript has 9 exons. Bases 626 to 1966 code for a protein of 446 amino acids. Gene Ontology annotation, biological process: DNA-templated transcription. Lineage: Eukaryota; Metazoa; Arthropoda; Insecta; Hymenoptera; Trichogrammatidae. The record is from RefSeq and is a predicted model, not a curated record.